AUGACAAAGCUUCUCAUAACACUGCAGUUCUUGGGGAAAGGGGAAUUCUAUAGUGAGGGUGGACUUGUACAUGGCGUCUCCAGAAGCACUGUAUGUGUAUCUGUUUGGCAAGUUGUAGACGCAAUUAACCAGCGUGUCAACAACAUCAAGUUCCCUACCACCCAGGCUGACCUGGCUUCUAUUAAACAAAAGUUUUAUCAGGUAGCAAGAAUGUCAAAUUGCAUCGGAGCUGUAGAUGGAACAUUAAUCCCCAUCAUAGCGCCAAGAGUAAGGGAAGAUAUAUAUAUGUGUAGAAAAGGAUACCAUGCAAUAAACGUGCAGGCAGUAGUGACACCCGAUAUGAGAUUCACUGAUGUGGUCGCUCAGUGGCCGGGGUCUACACACGACAACACCAUAUUUGAGAACUGUGGCCUGAAGGCAUGGGUCGAGGAAAAUAAUGUUGGUUGGCUGAUUGAUUACGCGGGUUAUGCCCUGAAACCUUACAUGCUCACACCAAAGAUCCGGCCUACAACCCAACAGGAAAAUGCAUUCAACUUGGCAAAAAGCCGUACCAGAAUGGUAGUGGAAAGAGCGUUUGGUUUGUUGAAGUCGAGAUUUCGGUAA
Mya arenaria is the source of this 603-nucleotide messenger RNA. Its product is annotated as putative nuclease HARBI1. The record is from RefSeq and is a predicted model, not a curated record. The transcript has 5 exons. Bases 1 to 603 code for a protein of 200 amino acids. Lineage: Eukaryota; Metazoa; Mollusca; Bivalvia; Myida; Myidae.